CCAGUCUUUACGAAAUUUGGACUUAAGAGCUGGCGCUGAGUCUUUAACAAUAUACCUCUGCCGCUCUACUCCAAUUCUGAAGUCGCUGUUUCGUUUGGAAAAGACCACCUCGGUGAUUUGGGGUCGACAUCGAAGCUACUAUGCCAGCUUGGGGUAUCAUAGAGUUACCGGAGCGGAAAGACACCAAUGACGACAACUCGUCCAGACCGGCAACCAAAGCUACCCUAUCAAGGUCUCUGACUCCAACCUCGACCCUUCCUGCCACUUUCGACAUUGAACAUGCUCCUGUCGAGAAUGAUCCUCGACAAUGGUCGCGAGUGCGAAAGAAUUUAAGUUUACUGCUGAUAGCUUCUGCUUCCAUGAUCGCUGGUCUGGCGGCUAGCAUCCAGAAUCCGGCGAUACGAGAAAUGGAGACGGAGCUGCCGGCCACCAGCGGUCAGUUCAGCCUGAGCAUUGCCUUGUUCAUUCUGCUCCAAGGAGGCAUGCCGCUUUUUUGGUCGGCCAUAAGUGAAGUCGAAGGGCGAAAGCUUGUCUAUAUAGCCUCUCUCUUCAUAUUCAUGGUCGGAUCCAUCAUAGUUGCAAUCAGCAGCAGUAUCGGCCUGGUUAUAGGGUUUCGAUGCGUUCAGGCUAUCGGGUCGAGCGCUGUAAUCGCCAUCGGAGCUGCUACCCUCGCUGACAUCUUCGAACCAGCAGAAAGAGGAACAAAGAUGGGAAUGUACUAUAUGGCCCCUCUUCUGGGACCAGCACUCGGCCCUAUCUUUGGGGGAGUGCUUACGAGCGGCUUCAAUUGGAGGGCCAUCUUUUGGUUCUUGACCAUCGUGUCAGGUACUAGCACGGUCUCGUUUGUCUUGUUCUUCAAAGAUACUUUCCGGAGAGAACGAAGUCUUGUUUAUCAAAACGCUCUCAAGAAGAACGCUUCGCAGACUGAAAAGUCUGCUCGUCAGGACUCCGAUCCCGGGAAGGAUGCAGAGAAAGCGGUCCCAGCAGUGACAUCCGCACAGGAAAUCAGACCAUCGAUCACAGACGUCAACCCCAUUCAGCCUAUCUGCAUGGUCUUGCGGCGAAAGAACAAUCUGGUAGUUCUGGUUGCGUCGGGACUCCAAUUUGCAUUCGCAUUUUUCAUUCCCUACACCUCUGCUAGAACGCUAAGCGCCAGGUACGACUAUGAAGCAUUGCAUAUCGGUUUGGUGACACUCUGCUACGGCGCUGGCUCAAUAGUUGGAAGCCUUCUUGGAGGAAGGUGGUCCGACUACCAACUCGCUCGGCUGAAAGUUUUGAAUCAGGGUGUUUCUCAACCAGAGAUGAGAUUAUACAGUACGGUUCCGGGUCUCAUUUUACUUCCUCCUUUCACCGUCGGUUUCGGAUGGCUAUGCGAGAAGCACGCUCAUGUAUCCGCUCUGUGCGUGUUCUUAUUCAUGUGUGGUUUCAUGGCAGUAUGGGUCUAUUCGAGCACCUUGGCCUACGUCGUUGAUGCUAAUACUGGCCGAUCCUCAACGGCAACAGCGACGAAUAGUGCAUUCCGGGGAUUGUUUGCUUUCAUCGCGACAGAGGUCGCUGUCCCAAUUCAAGAUAACUUGGGUGAUGGGUGGACGUACACGAUAUGGGGUGGACUUCUUGUGCUCGUUGGUGUACUGCUCGUUCUUGUCCUGAAGAAAGGAAGGAAUUGGAGGGAGACAGGAGAGGCUUCUGAACGGACGUAAAUCGUUCCGAUGUGUUCUUAGAACUGCGGAGUAGGACUGGUUGCUAUUAUAUCCUCUCAACUGCAUGGAAUAGAGU
Messenger RNA from Coprinopsis cinerea okayama7#130, 1776 nucleotides. RefSeq lists its product as hypothetical. NCBI's taxonomy places the organism in Eukaryota, Fungi, Basidiomycota, Agaricomycetes, Agaricales, Psathyrellaceae. The record is from RefSeq and is a predicted model, not a curated record. The transcript has 11 exons. Gene Ontology annotation, molecular function: transmembrane transporter activity. Gene Ontology annotation, biological process: transmembrane transport. Bases 141 to 1700 code for a protein of 519 amino acids.